AUUCUAAUACGCAAAAUGUCAUACGUUUUGUUUUGGUGAAGAGUUUUAUGUUACAAUUUCGUUUUAUUAUAAAAUAUAAUUAUUAAUUUGUGCCUGAAUCAAUAGACAGAAUUGAUACUCUUUUACCGAUGAAUAUAAAGUGAUAUUUAUUGCUAGUUCUUGCGAAAAAAUAACUUUAAACUUCUGUUUUCUACUGCCUGGUGUAAUUAUAGGAGCCUUUGUCUUAAAAUGGAUUAUGUUACUACUCUAAAGAUCCUUGUAAUUGGUGAAAGUGGUGUCGGGAAGUCCAGUAUAAUACUGGCAUUCACUACUGGAGAUUACAACCAGUCAUUCCCGGCCACAAUUGGUGUAGAUUAUAAAUGCAAGGUAAUGGAAGUGAAUGGUGUAAAAGUGAAGCUCGGUAUUUGGGACACAGCUGGCCAGGAGAGGUACAGGACAUUGACUUCUAGUUUUUAUAGAGAUGCACAUGGAGCAAUAUUAGUUUACGACAUAUCAGAACCCAAAAGUCUUGAUAAACUAAAGGAGUGGGUAGAUGAACUACAAGUUUACUCGACAAAGAAAAACAUUGUAUGCUUAGUGGUGGGGAAUAAACUUGAUAAGCCACGUGCAGUACCGCGAGAACUUGGACAAGCCUUUGCACAGAAACACAGAAUGUUGUUCAUAGAGAGCAGCGCUAAAACACAAGAAGGGAUCAACUUGGCUUUUGAAGAGCUCGUGCAAAAGAUUAUCGAGACACCAGGCUUGUGGGAGACGGGCGGUGCCUCAUCUAACAUUCGUAUAUCAAACGAGGAACGGAGACAGGAAGCGUCCUCGUGUUACGACUACACCUGUUCUAUAUAAAUAGAUUUAUACACUGUACCGGUUGGCAUUGCAUCGUUGUUAAUGAAUUGGGAUGAUGCUUGGGUAA
Messenger RNA from Diatraea saccharalis (sugarcane borer), 907 nucleotides. NCBI's taxonomy places the organism in Eukaryota, Metazoa, Arthropoda, Insecta, Lepidoptera, Crambidae. The record is from the annotation of a GenBank genome assembly.